UUUCUAUUGAACCACCCUGAGUUAUUCUAGCAAAACAAAUAGCGAUCAUUUCAGCAGGCCUUGAGCUUCGUGUCAUUUAUUUUCACUGUCUCGAACCACGAAGAUUCAUUGAACAAAAUUGUCCGGACAUGACUUCCCAAAUUUCCUGCACUUCCGCGCAAAAGAACGCUCUAGAUGUCGUCGAAAGUUUGAUCCGAACUGUUCCGGAAAAAUCUGCAGCAAGAACUAGCGGUGAUGAAGCGUGGCGACAACAACCGUCCAAUUCAGGAGCGGAAGUUCCUAAACCUCGUCAAAGUCGUGUGAUGGACAAUCGGCGUAUCAUGAAGAUGAAACAGCAGGUGGCCAAACAGAACAAUUUCAUUACCGAGUUGAAGAAAAAGAUCCGUUUGCUGUCCUCGAUGCCGUCGAAGUCGAUAACAGAUCACGAAGAAUUAGCAUUCCUGAAGAGUCGGUUGGAUAAAGAAAACCAGCUAUUGAAGGGUUUAAUCGAUAGGCUGAUUAGGGAACAAAAGACAGCGGACAGUCCGGGAUGGGAACAGAUCCGGCUGUGCACUGACCCCCUUGAAGACAUCUGUCGCAAUCCGUGGAUGUUGGGAAACUUUUCUAUGCCGGAUCAACGAUUUUCGUUUGAUUCUACCCUAUCGUCGUUAUCGUCCAAGGCACAAGUUGAUGGAGAAUCAGUGGAACAGUUUUGUGACCUAGAUGAUAGAGUCAAGAAAGAAUUGAUGAAUCGCGAUAGAGUGAUAGAAAUCUUGCAAGCUCGUGUUGAAGCACUGACCGCUGACGUUAUGAAGGUAAAGAGAGACAAUUUCGCCAUUUUAGACAAAAAUCCCAAACAAACCAAAUUUUGUGAAGCCGACAUGGUUAACCGAUUGAAGUUCUACAAAGAAAACACGGAUGCACUGGAAAAGAACCUGAAACAGAUGGAUGCAGCGCUGGAAGUAAUCCGGAUGGAAUUAGGUCCAGCUUUAACAGGUGAAGUUCAAGAGUCCAUAGGUUGCAACACAUAUGCUGCAUCAAACGAACUGAAUAAAACUACUGAAGACAUUCGGAGAUCUUCUUCUGCGUCGAAGCAAGGCGAUGACCAAUACAAAAUUCUUAUGAAAGAAUAUGCCAAAAAGAAUGACGAAUGCAAAAAAUUGACUGACCGUUUGGCAAAAUCUUGUUCCUGUCGAAAUGAUACACCGGAACAGCUGGAGGAAGAUGUUCUCAAGAAGCGCUGCUCGGAACUAUUGGAUAUCCAGGAAGAAUUUCAAAUUCUCAUAAAGGAACAAGGCGACCAAUUGGAAGAAUACCGUUCAAAGUAUCUUUCUGCACAGCAAAGGGUAGAAGAACAAAAGCUAGAGAUGGAGAAAAUGAACGUCACAAAUCGACGCAUCGAAGAACAGAUCAAUGUCGAAGUUCAAAGAAUCAAAACCAAAUUUCAAGACAAGCUUAGACAACUGACGCCGUUUCCUCGUCUCCUGGAAGCCGAAGAAGAAAAGGUUUCCAAACUCAAAGACUCGAAUGAGAAAUUGUUGGAAGAAUUGAAAAAGUCCGCCAAGGAAAUCAAGUCACUUGAAGACCGUUUGCAUAACGCACAUGCCUCGCAAAAUGCCGAACUGGAAAAAGCGCACAAUCUGCUUCAAGUUGAAUUAGAACAGCUACAAGGAACCCUGCAAGUAGAAAAGGACAAAAAGGCUAAACUACAAGCUCAACUAGAAGAAGCACAACAAGAAUUGGACGACACCCGAACCGAAACGGCGAAGAUCAUAGCCCGGACCAACGACCGAGCCCAGGAGGACCGAAGGACUGCCCAGGCGAGAAUACACAGCCUUGAAGUGGAACUGACCCAGAGUCGGGCGGCCGCCUCCGUCACUAUCAACAACCGCGAAGAAGCGCUGCGCGAAAUGCAAGGCCAGAUAAGGGUACUGUCAGGCAGUUUGAACGAUGCACAAAUCCAGAUACAAUCGCUUCGUAAUCAGCUCACGUUUUUGCAAAAUGAACGAUAUGGCUCACAUUUCUAGGGAUUUAGUUAUCAAUCAUUUCGGUCAAUAAACAUUGUGGCAAUCAGCUCGCUCAAUAA
Messenger RNA from Aedes aegypti (yellow fever mosquito), 2065 nucleotides. RefSeq names its product restin homolog. Lineage: Eukaryota; Metazoa; Arthropoda; Insecta; Diptera; Culicidae. The record is from RefSeq and is a predicted model, not a curated record. Gene Ontology annotation, cellular component: centrosome. Gene Ontology annotation, biological process: regulation of cilium assembly. The transcript has a single exon. The coding region runs from base 129 to 2006 and encodes 625 amino acids.